Messenger RNA from Peromyscus californicus insignis, 5436 nucleotides. RefSeq names its product zinc finger protein 728-like. Gene Ontology annotation, molecular function: DNA-binding transcription repressor activity, RNA polymerase II-specific. Lineage: Eukaryota; Metazoa; Chordata; Mammalia; Rodentia; Cricetidae. The record is from RefSeq and is a predicted model, not a curated record. Gene Ontology annotation, biological process: negative regulation of transcription by RNA polymerase II. The transcript has 4 exons. The coding region runs from base 2854 to 3954 and encodes 366 amino acids.
GUUGUUUGAAACUUCGUCUCUGCCCUGUGAUCCUCAGGCAAGUUUAUUAGGGUACACAAUGUAUCACCACACUGUGUUUUCUAUUAAAAAACUCUACUUGUGACUUGGGGAGCUUUUAGGCUUCUCCAUUGCUGUUUUCUUCUUCUUCUUCUUCUUCUUCUUCUUCUUCUUCUUCUUCUUCUUCUUCUUCUUCUUCUUCUUCUUCUUCUUCUUCUUCUUCUGUUUUCUUCUCUCCUUCUCUUCCUCCUCCUCCUCCUCCUCCUCCUCCUCCUCCUCCUCCUUCUUCUCUCUCUCUCUCUGUCAAUGAGUAUUUGCCUAUGUGUAUGUCUGUGAACCACUUGCGUGCCUGGUGCCCACUGAAGCCAGAUGAGGGUGUGGGGUCCCCUGGAACUGGAAUUGCAGAUGGCUGUGAGCCAACAGGUGGGUGCUGGGAAUCGAGCUCAGGUCCUCUAGAAGAGCAAGCAGUGUUCUUAACCUCUGAGCUGUCUCCUCAGACUCUGCUAUGCUCUUUCGAUGGAAGGUAUUUUUUAGGAUAGUUGUUUAGAAAGUAUAGGUCUCCCAGGUCUCUUCACUGCAGCUCUCCCCAACUGGAUCUAGGGUGGACCCUUUGUUCUGUGGACUCCUCUCCUCUGGGUGUACUAGUGAGCGACUGCCUGAGAACCUUCAGUUCCAAGGCUCUGCUUGUGUAUUCUUACUGUUCUUUUUUAUCCAUCAGUGGUGAUGUAUGGGCCUGUUUCCCCAGCUGCUGUUUCUGCUGAGAAAACCUCGUGAGGAUUAUUGAGACGCUCCUGUGUCAGGAGCCACUGUUACCUUAGCCCCAUGUGCAUUUCUUUAGGGUUGUCUAGAUCAGCAUUUGAUGAAACCUUUAAUUUGUAUGGAUCACUUUUUUUCAAAUUAUGUGAGAACAUAGUUCCUAAAAUAAUGUCUUCCAUAUUUCUCUGUCUUGUUUUUGUGAGGGAAGACUUUACAUAUCAUAGGCUAGCCUUAAACUCCCUAUACAGAUGAGACUUGACUUGAACACUUGGAACUGUGUCUAUCCCUUCCAUGAACUAAAAUGAUGGACAUGGCCCACCAUCCUGAAUUCCUCUUUUCUCCUUUAUUCUGUGUUGUGUCACGUGAAUCGGUUGCAUCCCCUCCCGUGCGUGUUACUGUGUUGAUUGGCUGAUUCAUUGGCUGUGUGUCUGUGUGCACAUGUGGAACCACUUACCAUGCUGUUCCUGUGCAGGCUAGAGGAAAGUUUAGAUUUCUUUCCUUCCACAAUGUGGGACCAAGGUCCCCAGACUGGGCAACAAGAGACUGUCCUGGGAUAGAAUUACCAGAACUUGUGAAAUAUUAUAGGAUCAUGUCUUCUAGGCUAUAGCUUGAAUUCUAAUUAGUCUUAAUAAUAAAAACCCAGAGUCAGAUAUAGGGAUAAAUGCUGAAAGAUCAGAGAGACAAAGGAGCAAGCCACUGCCACUUAUUACCUCACCAGUUCCUCAACCUGAAAGGGGUGUUUCUGUGUUGUGCCCCCCCCCAAUCUUAUAUUCCUCUCUCUGCCCAGUCAUGUCACUUCCUGUUUCCACUUCCCUAGUGUUGGGAUUAAAGGCAUGAGCCUCUCAAAUACUGGGAUCAAAGACAUGAGAUUCCAAGUGCUGGGAUCAAAGGCAUGAGCCUCUACCGCCUGGCUCUGUUUCUCUUUUAGAGUGGAUCAAUCUUAUGUAGCCCAGGGUGGUCUUGAACUCCUGAUUUGCCUGCUUCCUCCACCCAAGUGCUGAGAUUAAAGGUAUGUGCCACCACUGCCUGGCCUCUAUGGUUAACUAAUGGCUAGCUCCGCCCUCUGAUCUCCAGGCAAGCUUUAUUUGUUAGAGCACAACAAAAUAUCACCCCAGUAGUCACUUUUCAUUGGCCUUGAUCUACCACUCAAUGUGUAAUGCUCUUUCACUUGGAGGUUGAGGGACAUAAGUCAGAAUUCAGUGCCUUGGUCAGGCCUGAAACAAGCUAGAAAUUGGAAGCCUGUCCCACUCAAUAUCCUGAGGAACAAGUCCAAAUGUUGGAGACUGUCCUCUGAGUCAUGCCUUGCUGCUCUACGUGUGAGCAGGGAGCGGGCAAGCACAGCAUUGUGACUUUUUCUCCUGUCUACCACUCUGCUGGGAAUUGAACCCAGGCCUCACACGUCUAAGAACUUGUCCCCUGAAGCUGUGUUCCCAGGCCUUGCUAUUCUUUUUAAUGUUCCUGCUCUCCAUCUGUCAUCGUCCUGAGUGCUACAACUCAGCAACAGUUGGUGGGUUCCUCCCGAAAGUCUGUUCUGGCAUAGCUUGUCUUGGUCAGCACUCUACCGUACAUUUCCAUCGGGAGUAUUUGGAUCUUCCUGUAUUUCUGAGGGAUUGGCAGUGUUUUCUUCGUAUUCCAUUGGGUGGCUUGAUCAACUUGAAAUUCAUGAGUUAGGAAAAGAACACUGAAAAGAAAUCCAUUCAGCUCCCACUUAAUAUGCAGAAUGCAUUGGGGUGUACUGGGAAUAAGGAUUAAGACUGAAAACAACUAAGUGUAUUUUGGUUUCAUUCAUGUAUCUGAGCUAUUCAUGGAAUUCAUAUUUUAAAGAAAAUUUACUGCAGUGGACAAACGGCUGAAAAUUGUAAACUAUAGCUCAGAAAACAUAAAAAGGGAAAUGUUAAUAUAGAAAUGAACAGCUGCCACACUGUUAUUUUUUAUUUUCUUUCAUGCUCCUCCGUGGUGUCCAUAGAAAGAGCCAAAGUGCCCUCUUCCCACAAAUGCACGGUCUGCACAGUUGCACAGUUUUCCUGUUGUCAGCCAGGAACACGUCCUGGUGCUUCUUCCCACACAUAGCCCCCGUUUCCACUCUUGCCACAGCAGAACAUGCUGUCAUUCAAGGAUGUGGCCAUUAAUUUCUCUGCAGAGGAGUAUGAAUGCCUGGACUCUGCUCAGUGGAAUCUGUACAGGGAUGUGAUGCUCGAGAUUUACAGCAACCUUGUGUUCCUGGGCCUUUCUUUCUCCAAGCCAUUACUGGUCAGAUUUCUGGAGAAAAACCAAGAGCUUCGGAAUGUGAAGAGUCACGCAGCAGCUGUGCGCCCAGGAAAGAAACCUUAUAAAUGUAAAGAAUGCGGCAAAGCCUUUGCUAAGAACUCAAUUCUUACUUAUCAUCUGAGAAUUCAUACCGGAGAGAAACCCUACAAGUGUGAUAAAUGUGGCAAAGCCUUUUCAGUGCCUUACACACUUCAUAAUCACCAGAAAGUUCACACUGGAGAGAAACCCUACAAGUGUGAUGUAUGUGGCAAGGCCUUUACUGUGCCUUCCACACUUAUUAACCACCAUAAAAUGCAUACCGGAGAGAAACCCUACAAGUGUGACGUAUGUGGCAAGGCCUUUUCUUUGCCUUCCACACUUACUAACCACCAGAAAAUUCACACUGGAGAGAAACCCUAUGAGUGUGAAGUAUGUGGCAAAAAGUUUUCCAGUCCUGCAGACUUUAAAAAACACCAAAGAGUUCAUACUGGAGAGAAACCUUACAAGUGUGAAGAAUGUGAAAAACCCUUUAGUAGUCUUUCAGACCUUAGUAGACACAAAGUUGUUCAUACUGGAGAGAAACGUUACACCUGUGAAAAAUGUGGCAAAGCCUAUAAUAGGAGUCACCACCUUAAUCGACACAAGCAGGCUCACACUGGACAGAAAUCCUAUAAGUGCAAAGAAUGUGGCAAAAUGUUUUACUAUGCUUCAGGCCUUAAAAGACAUCAAAGAAUUCAUUCUGAGGAGAGGCCCUAUGAGUGUGAGGAAUGUGGCAAAACCUUUCCCUGUCCUUCAGAUGUUACUCAACAUGCGAGAACCCAUAAGAGAAUGAAGCAAUACACCUGUGAAAAAUGUGGUGAGUGCUUUACUAUUCAAACAACCUUUUCCAAUCUCCGUAAAAUUCGUCUUGAGGGAAAACCAUCUGAAUGUGAAAGAUGUCGAAAGAGCUUUUAAAGGCUCUUAGUAAAACACACGAAGUGUUCAAACAACUAGCCUGCAAAUGUGAAAGAUGUGGCAACUGUUUUGUGUGUCCUUUAGUUGUUGCUCAACCUCACACAAUUCACACCUGAGAGAAACCCUGCAUGUGUGCAGAAAAGGACCAGAGGUUAGCUAUUCCUGUGUCUUGUGUACAAGCAUUGGCAAGUCUGUUCUGAUGAGGGAGCCCACAAAAGCAAUCAAUUUGGCAAGUUCUUUACCUGUUCUUUGCACCUUAAGUAUCGCCCCUUCAUACUGCGGAGGCACUCUCCAUGUACAACAAGCAUUGUGCCAAAGCCUUGACUAAUACUUCGUCUUCAUCACCACCAAAGAACUGACAUAGGUGAGAAACUCUGCAGAUGUCCUUGUUAGCUUUAAGUGUCAACUUCACAUAGCCUAUCAUUAUCUGAGGGACUUUGAACUAGGUAUUUGACUCAAUUGGAUUAGCCAAUAGGCAUGUCUUUGGGGACAUUUUCUUGAUUUUUAAGUGAUGUACAUUAGUCUAUCCAAGGAUAAGGAGUGCCACCCCAGGGCAAAUGUUCAAAGCUAUAUAAAAAUUCUUGGUGAGCACAAGCAUGAUGGAGCAAGGAAGAAGCUGUUCCAUAAACAGUUUUCCAUAAACGUAUUUCAUUGCUACUUUUUAACUGUAAUUUUGCUAGUUAUGCUUUGUAAUGUAAGUGUCUGAUAUGCAGAUGGUCUCAGGUGACCCCUGUGAAAGGGUGGUCUGACCCUACAGGUUGAGAACAGCUACUCUGGUUUCUGCUUUAGUUGCUGCUCUGACUUCCCUCGAUGAUGAACUAUAACCUUUAAGCUGAAACAGAGCUCUCUUCCCCUAAGUUGUUUGUGGUCGUGGCAUUUGCCAUGGGAAGAGAAAUCAAAGUAAGAAAGCAAUGAAUGUGGGAAGCUUUCAUUCUUCUGUCUACUUCAGCUGUCACCAGACUGUACGGGAGAUAAUGUCACACAGCCUUUACGUUUGUUCAACCUUCACUGGCCACUGGAGCAUUCACACUGGAGAAAAGCCCUAUUUAUGGAAAGAAUAUGACAAGGACUAGAAAGGAACUUGGUGAAAGUUAUUGGAUAGCUGUUGAACAGAUUCCAAUCUCCUGCAAUGUUUUCAAUUUGUGCGUAAGAGAAACCCUGCAAAUCUAAGUGUUAAGAGACAUUGUUUAUUCUUCGUAUAUCAGAGAGUUUGUUUUGUUGAGAAACCAUAUAUAUAUGACAUACCUCCUCCAACAAGGCCACAUCUCCUAAUCCUUUCUAAACAGUCCACCAACUGAGAACCAAGCGUUUAAAUAUAUGUAUGAGCCUAUGGGUCCAUUUGUACUCAAACCACAACGGUAAUGGACAAUAGCCUUCAACCAGGAGCCAGAUUAAACUCUCCUUAAAGCUGCUCAUGGACUUUAUCACAGCAAUUGGAAAAGUUACUAAUAAAAAUAAUAAAAGUGUCCAUUCAACAUUUGA